GACUGUGAACUCCUGUGACUGCCAGUGGUGUACCUGAAGGACCACUGGCCUUCUUACACAUGGCUAAGAGCCGAUUUUCUUGUAUGCAAAUUUGGGUUAAGAUGCAUGGGUAUUUUUCGAGGCUGUGUUGGCGCCUCUCAUAUUUCUGCUGUGUCAUUGUAAAGGGCUUUUUUGUUAAGAAGAAGGAAAAACAAAUCCCUCCAGCUGAGACUUAUUUUCAUAAAGAAAAAGUUGUUGUACUUGGCCAAGUGUUGAUGAAUGAAUUUCUACCCAUUGAGAAGAGAGCUCAAGCUGCCAAGAAAAUUGGACUGCUGGCCUUCACAGGAGGACCACCUACUGGGAAAUUUGCAGCUGAGUACAUGAAAGAAGUGGCUCACUUGCUGCAAGAUGAGGAGUUGGCACCCAAAAUAAAGAUCCUGCUGCUCCAGAGUGUGGCAUGUUGGUGUUACUUAAACCCUUUCAGCCAGAAGAGAGCCAAAAGUCUGCAAUUUAUUCCUAUUCUCAUUAGUUUUUUAGAAGGCAGCUUCGAGUCUUCUAUCGAAAGUGAAAUGAACAGCUACCUCCUCCUUAAAUUUUGGACCUGCUACGUUCUCUCUGUCAUGACAUGCAACAACUCGUCUUACGUCAGGGAGCUUAAAGACCACAAGAAUCUAAAAGACUGUUUGCAAACGAUGGCUUCUAUGGAUUGGUCUGGAUGGCCAGAGAACUUCGCUCAGGUGCUGUAUUACCUAAUUGGUUUUCACAAGAACUAGUUUCUCCAAACUCAGUUAUGUGUUGCAGCUCUCUGUGCCGCUGUAUUAUCCUGGAAAACUGAAAUAAAUAAUAAAAAUCG
This is a messenger RNA of Saimiri boliviensis boliviensis (Bolivian squirrel monkey), 832 nucleotides long. It is a transcript of the gene ARMH2, whose product is annotated as armadillo like helical domain containing 2. The record is from RefSeq and is a predicted model, not a curated record. Lineage: Eukaryota; Metazoa; Chordata; Mammalia; Primates; Cebidae.